AUGGCCGCAGAUCGUCUUAGCUCGCUCCUGAGUCACCUCAAGCCUGGCGCCGCCAGCGGCCUCAGCGCCAUCACCCAAAAGAACCCCGACGACGUCGUUAUCACACUAGCUCUCCGCACACCCCUCACCAAGGCACGCAAGGGCGGAUUCAAGGACACAGAGCUCGACUUCAUCGUCUACGCCCUUCUCAAGGAGACCCUGGCCAAGUCCCAGAUCGACCCAGCCCUGAUCGAAGAUGUCUGCCUCGGCAAUGUCAGCGAAGCCAAGGCCGCCUACAUGGUCCGCGCCGCCGCUUUAGCAGCCGGAAUCCCCCACACAGCCGGUGCCUCCUCAGUAAACCGCUUCUGCUCAUCAGGCCUGAAAGCCGUGCAAGAUAUUGCAAACCAGAUCUCGCUCGGUGCCAUCGACAUCGGAGUUGCCAUGGGCGCUGAGCUGAUGUCUGCCGCCGGCGACCGCCUCGAGAAGCCUUUCAGCGAGGAGGUCCUCCGUAACCAGGAAGCUGCUGAUUGCAUGCAGCCUAUGGGUCAGACUUCCGAGAAUGUUGGCAAGGACUUUGGUAUCCCGCGUGAGCAGCAGGACCGGUAUGCGGCUGAGUCAUUCCGUCGUGCUGAGGCUGCGCAGAAGGCUGGCUGGUUCGAUGACGAGAUUGCUCCUAUUACUGUUAAGGUGAAGGAUCCCAAGACUGGUGAAGUUAAGGAGGUUACUCUUACUCGGGACGAUGGUAUUCGUCCCGGUACCACUUUCGAGUCGCUGUCUAAGAUUCGUCCUGCGUUCCCGCAGUUUGGUGAUAAGUCUACUGGUGGAAACUCUAGUCAAGUUACCGAUGGUGCUGCCUCUGUUCUCCUGAUGCGCCGCUCAAAGGCUAUUGAGCUGAACCAGCCCAUCAUCGCCAAGUUCUGCGGCGCUACCGUCGCUGGUGUCCCCCCUCGUGUUAUGGGUAUUGGCCCGACUGCCGCUAUCCCCAAGCUCCUGAGCAAGUUCAACCUUGAUAAGAACGACAUUGACAUCUAUGAGAUCAACGAGGCUUUCGCUUCUAUGGCUGUUUACUGUGUCAAGACCCUUGGUCUUGACCAUGCCAAGGUUAACCCCCGCGGUGGUGCCAUUGCCCUUGGCCACCCCUUAGGCGCUACAGGUGCUCGUCAAAUCGCUACUAUCCUGAGCGAGGCCCGCCGGACCAAGAGCAAGAUUCUGGUUACUAGCAUGUGUAUUGGUACUGGACAGGGUAUGGCUGGUUUGUUCGUUAACGAGCAGGUCUAA
This is a messenger RNA of Penicillium antarcticum, 1257 nucleotides long. It is a transcript of the gene kat1, whose product is annotated as putative 3-ketoacyl-CoA ketothiolase (Kat1). Gene Ontology annotation, cellular component: peroxisome. The record is from RefSeq and is a predicted model, not a curated record. Lineage: Eukaryota; Fungi; Ascomycota; Eurotiomycetes; Eurotiales; Aspergillaceae. Gene Ontology annotation, molecular function: acetyl-CoA C-acyltransferase activity. The transcript is spliced from 4 exons. Gene Ontology annotation, biological process: fatty acid beta-oxidation; phenylacetate catabolic process. Bases 1 to 1257 code for a protein of 418 amino acids.